AUUUAUAAACGAACAACUAGCGUGAGCUCCAGUGCCGACGCAUCGGUAUCUUCGAUAUCAGAAACCGUUGACGAGAAACUUGUCGAAAUAGUCAAUACUUUGAACAAGGUUAAACCUAAGGCGACAACCGGAAUACACACUAAACACUACAUCGAAACUAUGGUGCCCAGAAUAACAGAGCACGUAAAUGCAUUUCAGGAAACGAUUCAGAAUAAAUACAGAUCACUUUUACAAAAUAAAAGUGAACAAUUAAAUGAUCAAGAAAAAAGUGAAUUUAUUGAUUUUUUGGAGCAGAAUCGUCAACAAAUUGCAAAAGAACAAGGCAAAUUAGGCGAUGAUAUGUUACAACACAUAAACAAAAUAAUGGAAGAGCAAACCGUUUUGAAUGCACUGCGGGUCGAUGUGGACAAAAUUAAAGAAGAAAUACUUGAUAACAAAAACAGGAUCAUGGGUCUUCAACGUCAAGAAAGAGAAUUAGAGUACGAAAUUAAAGAGCUGAACCAAAUCGCCACGGAAAAAGACAUGGCCAGUAAUGCCAUGCGAGCCGUCGGAGUAGGAAGCCUUGCUGUUUCGGCUGUCGGCGUUGUUCUUACACCAAUGACUGGAGGCGCGAGUUUGCUUCUAUCAGGGACAGGCGGGGCUCUAGCGGCCUAUAGUUUAUCAACUGCCGAAGAAUAUAGACUUGCAGCAAAACAGAAACGGAAGGAAGCUGAUCAAGUACGGCAGGAAAUGAUUCGCAUUCAGUCGAAAAUUGAUCGUCUAAAUACUGAAAUUAACACUAAAGAAUCACAAAUAGAGAAGAAAAAUCAAACGAUAGCAAGCAUUUUAGAUGACCAAAACAUAUUGCGGAGAAUUCUCGAACAGUUGUCGAAAUUCAUGGACAUCAUUAACAAUCUGAAGGCAGUUUUACCGAUGUCUUAAAUCACGACAUAUAACUUUGGAAACAGUCCGUUCGUUGCAAAUUGUCUGUCAUGCUCAGUUAAAUAGCUAUUCCCGUGCAUGUGUGCAUUGUGUAUUUAAAUAAUUAACAAUUAUUACAAACAUAAAUACGCUUAAAGUAUCCGUUGGGUAUUCGAUAGAUUAUUUAUGUUAUUAUUAUUGCAUCUAUUUUAAGUUUUUUGUUUACUUAUUAGUUUUCUUAAAUUUUAGUUGAUUUUUCUUAUACUUAAUUUUUAUUGUCAAAUACUAACAUGGUAUCACUUAACCGAAAACAAACGAAACAAGAAUGUGUAAAUUACUGUAACAUACGCAAAAAAUAAUCAUGAACAACGAGGCACAAAAUCAUUUUUAAUAGAUAUUGAUCAUUAAUAGAAAAAGCAUCCCCAAAUCCACAUUUAAUAUGAAUGUAUAUUAUUAAAAAUAAAAUGAGAUUGUGUCAGAAUAUAAAAACAUAUCCUAUUCAAAUGGGUUUCCUAAAUGAAUCGCAUGUGUAUAUAGAUUUCUUUUAAAUUGAGCAAAUGUUAGCAAAUAGCCACUUUGAUAAAUUGAAUCAAAUAUCAUAAAUUUUAUAUUAAUUUUAAGAAUUAUCCGUUGACUAAAAAUAUCUAUGGAUUUGAUCUGCGUAAAUCAUUUCUCUCUUAAAAUGCAAUAUCAGGUAUUAACACAUUUUAGUAUAAAUAUUAUCGAUCUAAAGCUAUUUAACAAUUUGCCAGCCCACUAAGAAUUAUGAUCUAGAGAUUAUAGACCAGCGAAAAAGGGAGCAGAUGCAUUUUAAAGAUAAGCCGGAGUGAGUUUGGAAAUAUUAAUGAUCCGAAAUAUAUCAAUUAUUGUCAUUACCUGUAAUAUAUUUUUAAUUUCGCUAUAACCAUGGCUGAACUAAUUUAACAUUAAUUUAUUUAGUAUAGUGUAUUUUUAAGUAAAUUACAUUAACAAGAAUAAUGGUAAGAAUACUUUGUAUACAUGUGCAUUAUUUGACGUUUAUUGUAAAUUUUACUCUGAUUAAAUAUUUUGAAGA
Dreissena polymorpha is the source of this 1954-nucleotide messenger RNA. RefSeq lists its product as uncharacterized. NCBI's taxonomy places the organism in Eukaryota, Metazoa, Mollusca, Bivalvia, Myida, Dreissenidae. The record is from RefSeq and is a predicted model, not a curated record. Bases 160 to 921 code for a protein of 253 amino acids. The transcript has 7 exons.